Molecule: messenger RNA, 330 nt
Organism: Balearica regulorum gibbericeps (East African grey crowned-crane)
Lineage: Eukaryota; Metazoa; Chordata; Aves; Gruiformes; Gruidae
Source: RefSeq, a predicted model, not a curated record
AUGCACAUGAAAUUCUUGCUGGCCUUUUGCUUGAUCCUUCUCUUCUCAAGGACUCUGUGUGAUGCUCGCUGUUACCUUAGACCAGCCAGCAAGUAUGGGUGCCUUUCAAGCAGAAACCUCUAUGUUUUUGGUGCAGUGUGGAAGACUGAAGAUUGUUACCAAUGCAGGUGUAAGAUGAAUGCAAUGAUUUGCUGCAGCUUGGUUUUAAUCCCCAAGAACUAUGACAAGGUGAACUGUGUUGGCCUGUUCCACAAGAAAAGCUGUUCCAUCCGAGUGGUGAAGAAGACAAAUCCUGAUAUAAGCUGCAAAGUCUACAAUGGAGCUGGUUAA